AUGUCGACUAAAGAGAAAAUGGCUGAGGACUUGAACAGUUCCAAACCGGGUAUUGGCAUCCGGCAUCUACAAACUGUGCUCAUGUUCUUCGGGGUCCUGUUGGCUUACUGCAUGAGGGUCAAUAUGAGCAUGGCCAUUGUUGCUAUGACUGACGGCAGUGAAAAUUCGUUUGACUGGAGCAUGCAAGUCCAGAGUGUGAUCCUCUCAUCAUUCUUCUGGGGUUACGUGGUACUCCAGGUGCCGAGUGGUGAGAUGGCUGCCAGAUUUGGCGGGAAAGUGCUGCUAUGUUUAUGUGUUGGUCUUAAUUCGGCUACAUCUUUAUGCAUACCAAUAGCAGCCUAUUAUGGUGGAUGGCAGAUGGUGUGCGCUUGUCGGGUCAUUCAAGGGUUGUCUCAAGGUUUCAUAUAUCCAUCAUUGCACACCCUUAUUGGAAAGUGGGUGCCUUUGGAGGAGAAAACCACGUUGGGAUCGUUCAUUUAUGCUGGUGGUCAUUUAGGUACAGCUCUUGAAUUGUCUGCAGCAGGGUUCAUAGCAGAGUACUGGGGGUGGCCAGCUAUAUUCUAUGUGAUUGGUACUUUAGGAGUUAUUUGGACUACCAUCUACAUAUUCAUUGGGGCAUCCUCUCCUCAAGAAUCGAGGUUAAUCAGCGAUACAGAGCGAAAGUACAUUGAGCACUCGUUGGGACAUGUCGUUGGACAAAAGAAAUUAAGUACUCCCUGGAAGUCCCUGUUCACAUCCAUGUCCUUCAUAUCUUUGAUAAUCGUGCAUUGCGGACAGAACUGGGGCUUCUGGACUCUCAUGACGGAAAUACCUUCGUACAUGAAUCAAGUGCUUGGCGUCAACAUGAAAUCAAAUGGUCUGAUGUCAGCUCUACCCUACCUGUCGAUGUUUCUGCUGAGUUUUCCAUUCGGAUUCAUCUCCAACUAUGUGAUCAGCAAGAACUGGCUCAGUGUUACUGCCACCAGGAAAAUAUCAAAUUCUAUAGGUAGGUACUAA
Molecule: messenger RNA, 996 nt
Organism: Achroia grisella
Lineage: Eukaryota; Metazoa; Arthropoda; Insecta; Lepidoptera; Pyralidae
Product: putative inorganic phosphate cotransporter
Exons: 7
Coding region: 1-996 (331 amino acids)
Biological process (GO): monoatomic anion transport; transmembrane transport
Cellular component (GO): plasma membrane
Molecular function (GO): transmembrane transporter activity
Source: RefSeq, a predicted model, not a curated record